AUGGAGGUGGCAGCUGUGAGCAAUGACACCCGCGGGUGGAUCAUGUGCAUCGUGAGCGGCAUAGCCUGCGUUAUGGGCGCCUGUGUGAUAUGCGUCGACUUGGUGAUUCGCUACCUGCCGGGCAAGCAAGACUUCCGCAUACAGGAUAGCAAUUCAUUCUUAGCAUGCUCACUCAGCUUGAGUUUUGGCGUCAUGAUAUUCUCGGCCCUGCAUAGUAUGCUACCUGAGUCUGAGGAGUACUUGCGCAAGGACAAGUUCGACUCCAUGGAUGCCGGCUUAAUCAUGAUGGGUUGUUUCGUCGCCGGCUUCCUGGGAAUACAGGGCCUGUCGAGGCUGCUUCAUCGCAUUAUGCCCUCGCAUGUGGUUGAUUGCGAUCACACCCAUGACGACGCCGACGAAGACGAAGACCACGCGAAGCAUGACCAUGCCCACGGUGCAAGUCGCCAGCCGUCACGGAUUGGUAGGGCCAGGACGCGGCUGUCGUCCCAGGGGAGACGGAUAACGACCGUCACCAAGCUGCACGAAAAUGGCCACUCUCAUUCCCACGCCCACGGCGAUUCCCAUGGUCAUGCACACGUCUCCGAGUCCACGCCGCUUCUCCCCCCUGCAAACAAAUUGCAGGCUAACGGGCGACCUCGUGCUGACCCUCAGCAAAAUGGUCUGUCAGCGGUCACUGACAGCGUGCGCCAACAAGACCUGGCCAGCGUAGCCCGUCGUCCAUCUUUUAUUGAUAUGCGCGACCGUGUCAUGUCCUUCGUCAAGGACACCAAGAGAACAUGCGACGUCAAUGGCCCUUGCUUUGGCUAUAGUGAUCCCUGCGGACAGGAGUGUUUCAAGCACAUCAGCUCGAGGUCCGCAAUCUCACGACAGAACUCACGCUCCGCAUCACGGAUGAAUACAAGCAUCUUCCAACCUACAGCACCACUGUUUGAAAGGGUAUCUGAGGAGGGCAGCGAGGUUGAUUCAGGGGCCGCCUCACCUCUCAGUCCAUUGCACCGAGCCAGUCGUACCCAGUCGCGUGAGCCAGCGGUCGAGACCGAGAAUCAUGAUCAUCAUCACCACCACAGCCACCACCAUCAACAUCCGGAUGACGACGACUACGACCACGAUCAGCUGUCCGAGGCAAGCACCGACUUGGAAGCCCAAGACGGUGCGGCUCAUCACCAUCACGUUCCAGCCAAUGCGUUCCUGUCCAUCGGCCUGCAGACGGUCAUCGCUAUCGCGCUGCACAAGUUCCCAGAGGGCUUCAUCACCUACGCCACCAACCACGCCAACCCUCAACUCGGCUUCAAUGUCUUCAUGGCCCUCUUCGUGCACAACAUUGCCGAGGGUUUUGCCAUGGCCCUGCCCCUGUACAUGGCCCUGGGCUCGCGCCUGAAAGCAAUAGCUUGGUCCAGUCUUCUGGGCGGCUUCAGCCAGCCCAUAGGUGCUGGCAUAGCCUGGUUGCUAUUCAGGUUCUUUGGCUCGGGUGGGGAGGUCGGGAUCGACAACACCGCCUACGCGAUCCUGUUCGCUGCGACGGCCGGCAUCAUGGCGAGCGUCGCGUUGCAGCUCUUUGUCGAGAGCUUGAGUCUAAACCACAAUCGGAACCUGAGCAUUGCGUUUGCGUUCUUGGGCAUGGUGCUCUUGGGAGUGAGCAAUGCCAUUGCUGGUCAUCACUGA
Messenger RNA from Diaporthe amygdali, 1662 nucleotides. RefSeq names its product zip zinc transporter. Gene Ontology annotation, molecular function: zinc ion transmembrane transporter activity. Lineage: Eukaryota; Fungi; Ascomycota; Sordariomycetes; Diaporthales; Diaporthaceae. Gene Ontology annotation, cellular component: membrane. The transcript has 3 exons. Gene Ontology annotation, biological process: zinc ion transmembrane transport. The record is from RefSeq and is a predicted model, not a curated record. The coding region runs from base 1 to 1662 and encodes 553 amino acids.